AGGGGAGGGGAGGGGAGGGGAGAGAAGCUCAACGGUGGCGGAGGGUUUAAACUGGAAAAAGGAAAGGGGGGAGAAUUGAGAGUUUGUUUGUUUACUUGGAGAGAGAGAGGGAGAGAGUUGAGGGCUUCUAGUUUUGGGGCGGGGGUUUUGGUGGGGGCGAAGAGGGCAGAAUCGCGUUUGAUAGAUCGUGCGUGGAAUCUUUGAAUCACACAAGUUGGUUCUGUGGGCUAAACUAUUCGCGUGCUUCGUACGGUCUAUCCCACGCUAAUCUGCAAACUCCACCCCUGUAUCUCUAAAGAUAGAUAUUAACUUACCUUCCACAGAAAGUGUUCAGUCCGGCUGUACUGCAGUUUGUUUCAGCAAACAUCGCUCGCUCGCUCGCCCACCCACGGUACCGCGACCUCCACUGCCACCGCCGCCGACUCAAUCCAGUGCCUUUCUUUUCGCAGCCCUCCUGUUCUCUUAACUUAAUAAACUACUCGUCUGCCUGUCAGUUAUUUAUUUUUUUCAAUGCUGCAAUAUUUAAUCUGUAUAAUUGUGAUUUGGCGUCUAUUGUUCUUGUUUCUGUUGUUGAAUUAGUGUGUUAUCAUAGUAAAUUAAUAAAGAGUAGUAAGUAAUGGACGAUGAGGCUAGGGUUUCAGGAAGUCUUAAUCCUCCGGAGAAGGAGAAGGAGAAGGAAGAUGUACGGGGGCCCUCUUACUGGCUGGAUGCUUGUGAGGAUAUCCCCUGCCAUUUUAUUGACGAUUUUGUUGAUUUGGAUGCUGCUGCCAUUUCGGAGGCUGCCGAUGGUAUUUCCAAUCCGGAGGCUGGGCCAGAUCCUUGUUUCUUUGGAGGAAUCGAUCAGAUUCUUGACAGCAUCAAGAAUGGUGAUGGUCUACCUCUGGCCCUCAACGGCAACGGUGACAAUGACAGUGCAGUAAUCCGCCAUUGCGUUCCCGUUGGACCGGCCAUUGUAGGGAAUGGGGACAAGCAGGCCGUGCUUUGCAAGAUGGAAGUCCUUGAGGACUCAAUUGGGGCAUGUCAAAAUACCAAUUACUCUAAUGGCUUACUGAGCAAAUUUGAUGAUGCUAACAAGAAUGACAAUGGAGGGCCUAGUGACAGCGAUGCUGCCACUGAGACUUGCAAGCAUCGUGUAACCAAUAGCAAUGGCAAGAAAUCAUCGAACCAUUCUCCUGAAAGAAAUGGAGUCCGCAGGCUUGAAACUCGGGGCACUGAUCUUUAUAGGGACCGGGACGAUGAAGUUAGUGAAGGAAGGUACAACAAAAGACCUCGCGUUAAUGACUACAAUUACAAGACUGAAAGGUGCUUUCAGAACAGAGGGCAAUACCGCCCUAAGGAGAGGGAGAGACCUUCAGGUAGGAAGAGGCCUCGCGAUUGGGAGGAUAUUGACAGGAGGGAGAGAGAUCAGAUCAGGAGAAGAGAACGCUGUGGCAGUGGUAAGAGGGACUGUAGAGAUAGGGAUUGGAGGGAAAGCAAGGGUUUUUGGGAGAGAGAGCGCCCUGGUUCAAAUGAGAUGGUUUUCCACUUGGGUACUUGGGAAUCUGAAAGAAACAGAGAGGGGAAGGCACCCUCUGAGAGAAACCAGGAUUGCAUUGUGAAGGUGGAGAAGAAACCUGAAGAGGCUAAGGAGAAACAUCCCGAGGAACAGGCACGUCAAUACCAGUUGGAUGUUCUCGAACAGGCUAAGCAGAAAAAUACAAUAGCUUUUCUUGAAACAGGGGCAGGGAAGACCCUCAUUGCUGUCCUCCUCAUAAAAAGUGUUUGCAGUGACUUGCAAAUGCAAAACAGGAGAAUGCUGGCUGUUUUUUUGGUUCCUAAAGUUCCUCUUGUUUAUCAGCAAGCAGAAGUUAUUCGUGAGCAAACUGGUUAUCAAGUAGGCCAUUACUGUGGUGAAAUGGGCCAAGAUUUCUGGGAUGCUCGGAGGUGGCAGCGUGAGUUUGAAACAAAGCAGGUUUUAGUGAUGACAGCUCAAAUACUUUUGAACAUUCUGAGACACAGCAUAAUAAAGAUGGAAGCUAUCAAUCUACUUAUUCUGGAUGAAUGCCAUCAUGCUGUGAAGAAACACCCAUAUUCUCUAGUGAUGUCUGAGUUCUAUCACACAACACCUAAGGAGAAUAGGCCAUCAGUUUUUGGAAUGACUGCUUCUCCUGUUAACUUAAAGGGUGUUUCCAGUCAGGUGGAUUGUGCAAUAAAAAUUCGUAACCUUGAAACUAAACUAGAUUCUGUAGUUUGUACAAUAAAAGAUCGUAAGGAGCUGGAGAAGCAUGUACCAAUGCCCUCAGAAAUUGUGGUGGAGUAUGACAAAGCGGCUAGCUUAUGGUCCCUACAUGAACAAAUAAAACAAAUAGAGUUGGCAGUUGAAGAAGCUGCUCAAUCAAGUUCUAGGAGAAGUAAAUGGCAAUUUAUGGGAGCAAGGGAUGCUGGAGCCAAGGAAGAGCUUCGGCAAGUUUAUGGGGUCUCUGAAAGGACAGAAAGUGAUGGUGCUGCUAAUCUAAUUCAAAAGUUGAGGGCUAUUAACUAUGCACUUGGUGAACUAGGACAAUGGUGUGCUUACAAGGUUGCUCAAUCUUUUUUGACAGCUUUACAAAAUGAUGAGAGGGCAAACUACCAGCUUGAUGUCAAGUUUCAAGAAUCAUACUUAAGUGAAGUUGUCACUCUCUUGCAAUGCCAAUUGUCAGAAGGAGCCGUUUCAGAGAACAACUCAAAAAAUGCUACUGCAGAUAAUGAUGCUACUCAAGGUGCGAGUGACCUUGACGAAAUAGAAGAGGGGGAGCUUCCUGGCAGUCAUGUUGUCUCUGGUGGAGAGCAUGUGGAUGUAAUUAUAGGAGCUGCUGUAGCUGAUGGAAAAGUUACGCCAAAGGUGCAGUCCUUGAUUAAAAUACUUCUUAAAUAUCAGCAUACAGAGGAUUUCCGUGCAAUCAUCUUUGUUGAGCGAGUUGUGGCUGCCUUAGUUCUUCCAAAGGUUUUUGCCGAGCUUCCAUCCUUGAGUUUUGUGAAGUCUGCAAGUUUGAUUGGACACAACAAUAGUCAAGAAAUGCGGACAAGCCAAAUGCAAGACACAAUUGGCAAAUUCCGAGAUGGUCGUGUGACUUUGCUGGUAGCAACUAGUGUUGCUGAGGAAGGUCUUGAUAUACGACAAUGUAAUGUUGUUAUCCGCUUUGACCUUGCAAAAACUGUUCUAGCAUACAUUCAAUCUAGGGGUAGAGCUAGAAAGCCUGGGUCAGAUUACAUUUUGAUGGUUGAGAGGGGAAAUUUGUCACAUGAAGCAUUUUUGAGGAAUGCUAGAAAUAGUGAAGAGACUUUGCGGAAGGAAGCAGUAGAAAGAACUGACCUCAGCCAUCUGAAGGGUACCUCAAGGUUAAUUUCAGUGGAUACAACACCGGGUACAGUGUACCAGGUGGAGUCAACUGGUGCUGUUGUGAGCUUAAAUUCUGCUGUGGGACUCAUCCAUUUCUAUUGCUCUCAGCUACCCAGUGACAGAUAUUCAAUUCUUCGUCCUGAGUUUAUCAUGGAGCGCCAUGAGAUGCCAGGAGGCUCCAUUGAAUAUUCAUGCAGACUUCAGCUCCCCUGUAAUGCACCCUUCGAAAAACUCGAGGGUCCUGUUUGCAGUUCAAUGCGCCUUGCACAACAGGCUGUUUGUUUGGCUGCUUGCCAGAAGCUUCAUGAGAUGGGGGCAUUUACUGACAUGCUCUUGCCAGACAAGGGAAGUGGGGAAGAAGGAGAAAAAGUUGACCAAAAUGAUGAAGGAGAUCCACUCCCUGGGACUGCUAGGCACAGGGAGUUCUAUCCUGAAGGUGUAGCUAAUAUUCUCCAGGGAGAAUGGAUUUUAUCUGGGAGGGAUGCUUGCUACAAUUCCAAGUUGUUUCAUCUUUACAUGUAUGAUAUUGAAUGUGUAGAUAUUGGCUCCUCAAAAGAUCCAUUCUUAACUCAAGUUUUAGAGUUCGCUGUAGUCUUUGGCAAUGAGCUGGAUGCAGAGGUGUUAUCGAUGUCGAUGGAUCUCUUUAUCGCUCGAACCAUGAUAACAAAGGCAUCUCUUGUCUUCCGGGGGUCAAUAGAUAUUACUGAAAGUCAGUUGGCAUCCCUUAAGAGCUUUCAUGUAAGACUAAUGAGUAUUGUACUGGACGUGGAUGUUGAACCAUCCACUACUCCUUGGGAUCCUUCAAAAGCAUAUUUGUUUGUCCCUGUGGUUGGCGAUAAUUCUGUAGAUCCUCUAAAAGAAAUUGACUGGGAUCUGGUUGAAAAAAUAAGUAAGACGGAUGCGUGGAACAAUCCCCUUCAGAGAGCUCGGCCCGAUGUUUACCUUGGCACCAAUGAGCGAACACUAGGUGGAGACCGAAGGGAGUAUGGAUUUGGAAAAUUGCGUCAUGGCAUGGCCUUUGGGCAGAAAUCUCAUCCUACCUAUGGCAUUAGAGGAGCUGUAGCACAAUUUGACAUUGUGAAAGCAUCUGGAUUGGUUCCCAAUCGGAAUGCUAUUGAAAUUGGAAAUCAUUUGGAUUUGACUAAACGCAAACUGAUGAUGGCAGAUUCUUUUAUAGGUGUGGAAGAUCUGGUGGGGAGAAUUGUAACCGCUGCUCACUCUGGAAAGAGGUUUUAUGUGGACUCUGUACGCUAUGAUAUGACUGCAGAGAACUCAUUCCCGAGGAAAGAGGGCUACCUUGGUCCAUUGGAGUACAGCUCUUAUGCUGAUUACUACAGGCAAAAGUAUGGAGUCGAGUUGAUCUAUAAGCAACAGCCUCUUAUAAGAGGGCGUGGUGUUUCAUAUUGCAAGAAUCUCCUUUCUCCUCGAUUUGAACAUUCAGAAGCUAAUGAAGGUGAAUCUGAAGAGGCACUUGAUAAAACAUAUUAUGUUUUCCUUCCUCCUGAGCUGUGUUUUGUACAUCCACUCCCGGGAUCACUUGUUCGAGGUGCCCAGAGAUUGCCCUCAAUAAUGAGGAGGGUUGAAAGCAUGCUUCUUGCCAUUCAGCUUAAGGAUAUAAUUAAUUAUCCUGUCCCUGCUUCAAAGAUCUUGGAAGCCUUGACUGCUGCUUCAUGCCAGGAGACUUUCUGCUAUGAAAGAGCAGAGCUUCUGGGAGAUGCUUACCUGAAAUGGGUUGUGAGUAGAUUUCUUUUUCUUAAAUACCCUCAGAAACACGAGGGUCAGCUUACUAGAAUGAGACAACAAAUGGUGAGUAACAUGGUCUUAUAUCAGUACGCAUUGAAUAAGGGACUUCAAUCAUAUAUCCAAGCAGAUCGAUUUGCUCCAUCCAGAUGGGCUGCUCCCGGGGUGCUGCCUGUCUUUGAUGAGGACAUCAAAGAGACAGGGUCAUCCUUAUUUGACAAUGAAAGAGCCCUUGGUGUGACUGUACCAGGAGAAGCUCAAGGUGCUGAUGGGUAUGAAGAUGAUGAAAUGGAAGAUGGUGAGCUCGAGAGUGAUUCGAGUUCUUAUCGAGUCCUCUCUAGCAAGACACUAGCAGAUGUUGUUGAAGCACUUAUCGGAAUAUAUUACGUUGAAGGUGGGAAGAAAGCUGCAAACAAUCUCAUGAAAUGGAUUGGGAUUCAGAUAGAUUUUGGUCCUAAAGAGUUAGAGUGCACAACCAGGCCUAGCAAUGUUCCAGAAAGCAUACUUAGGAGCAUCAAUUUUGAUGCUUUAGAAGGUGCCUUAAACAUCAAGUUUGAAGAUAGGGGCUUGCUGGUUGAAGCUAUUACUCAUGCUUCACGCCCAUCAUCUGGAGUGUCAUGUUACCAGAGGCUGGAGUUUGUUGGUGACGCAGUCUUGGAUCACCUUAUUACAAAGCAUUUGUUUUUUACAUACACAGAUUUGCCUCCUGGCCGCUUGACUGACUUGCGAGCUGCUGCUGUAAACAAUGAAAACUUUGCACGGGUUGCUGUUAAACAUAAGCUUCACUUGCACCUUCGACAUGGGUCAAGUGCCCUUGAAAAACAGAUUCGAGAUUUUGUGAAGGAAGUUCAGGAUGAAUUGUCAAAACCAGGGUUUAACUCGUUUGGUUUGGGGGAUUGCAAAGCUCCAAAGGUUCUUGGUGACAUUGUUGAGUCUAUUGCUGGUGCCAUCUUUCUGGACAGUGGACGUGAUACUGCUGUUGUUUGGAGGGUCUUCCAACCUUUGCUGCAUCCAAUGGUUACUCCAGAAACAUUACCAAUGCAUCCAGUGCGGGAACUGCAAGAACGGUGCCAGCAACAGGCCGAAGGACUGGAGUACAAAGCCACUCGAAGUGGAAAUUUGGCUACUGUUGAAGUUUUCAUCGAUGGGGUCCAGGUUGGGAUUGCUCAGAAUCCACAAAAGAAAAUGGCUCAGAAGUUAGCUGCCAGGAAUCAAAGGGCCCUUGUUGCUUUGAAAGAAAGGGAAACAGCAGAAGCCAAGGAGAAGGCUAGUGAAGAUGGGAAGAGGAAGAAUGGCAGCCAGACAUUUACUAGACAGACAUUGAAUGACAUAUGCUUGCGUAGAAAUUGGCCAAUGCCCCUGUAUCGGUGUGUAAGUGAGGGUGGCCCUGCCCAUGCGAAAAGGUUUACAUUUGCUGUACGAGUGAAUACUACUGAUAGGGGAUGGACAGAUGAAUGUAUUGGAGAGCCUAUGCCAAGCGUUAAGAAAGCCAAGGAUUCUGCAGCAGUUCUUCUCUUAGAACUUCUAAAUAAAUUGUACCCAUGAUGAUCAUAGCAAUCCAAUGGGGCUAGCUUUAUGGGUGCUGUGCCCUGGGGUUAGCUAUUCAUGCAACUUAAUUUUCAUCUGUUGGAAAGCCUUUGUGAAAUGUCAACAAAUCCAAGGACUCUGGCACUUGGAGAUAACAGAGAAAAAAUUGGCAGUGGCACUGGCAGCAGCUCUGUUGGUGGUGUUGUAUAUUAUUCCUCAUCAAGGGUUAUUAUCCUAUGCUAGGCAGCAUGUUUGUCACGUUGUCACGUAACUUUAAAGUUCCUUCUGCUAUUGUAUGAUUUGAGCUAAGCCUAUGCCUGUCAAUUGGCAAGCUUCAGUAAUAUAAGCAGCUGUGUUGCAUACAAAAGUUCUAUGUAGCUAACUCAAGUGAAUUGGAUGAAAUAUUGAUGCAUUGAUGUUCCAUUGUCUCAGCUUGUUUGUUGCUGACUUAUUUUGAUUAUUUCAAAUGGAAUCAUCGAUAUAGGGAUGGUUUGCUGCA
Camellia sinensis is the source of this 7124-nucleotide messenger RNA. Lineage: Eukaryota; Viridiplantae; Streptophyta; Magnoliopsida; Ericales; Theaceae. The record is from RefSeq and is a predicted model, not a curated record.